AUGCCUUCCAACGAUAACUACAAGUACCAAACAAAAUACUCAAUCGACACUGAGUUGCUCCAGUUGAGUUCUUCCGAUGACCCAACCAACUCCUCAAUUCCACCUUUGUAUCAAACAACCACCUUCAAACAAGAUCUAUCCCCCAACGCUUCAAACCAGUACGACUACACUCGUUCAGGAAAUCCCACCAGAUCCAUAUUAGAAAUCCAACUCUCCAAGAUCAUGAAGUCCUACAGAUCCUUUGUGGUUUCCACUGGUAUGUCCUGCUUGGACUUGAUUUUGAAGCUUCUUGAACCAAAUACCUCAAUCUUGUCUGGGAAUGACUUGUACGGUGGUUCUGAUCGUCUUUUCAAAUUCUACGCAAAAAAUUUAAAUUUAAACUUGUUGCAAAUUGAUACCUCAGUCUUUCAAAAUUUCGUUGACAUCUUCAACCAAAAUCCUGACAUCAAAAUGGUUUUCUUGGAGAGUCCAACCAAUCCUUUGAUCAAAAUCAUUGACUUGAAAAAAAUUGUCAAUUUUAUUAAAUCAAACUAUCCAAACUGUUUAAUAAUUUUUGACAAUACAAUGUUGUCUCCCUUAUUCCUUACUCCCUUGGACUUUGGUGUUGAUAUUCACUACGAAAGCGCAACUAAAUAUCUCAAUGGCCACCAUGAUAUCAUGGCUGGUGUUGUCGCGACAAGAGACCCCAAAAUUGCUGAUAAAUUGGCCUUUACCAUAAAUGCAACUGGUUCUGCUUUAAAUCCCUUUGACUCGUGGCUUCUAAUCAGAGGCUUGAAAACUUUGUCUCUCAGAUUGGAAAGACAACAAGAAAAUGCUCUUAAAUUGGCCAAUUUCUUGGAUUCCAUUCCAAACUUAAUUGUUCAUUACCCCGGUCUCAAAUCUCAUCCUCAAUACGACUUGCACAAAUCCUACACUAAGGGCUUUGGCUCUGUAUUGUCCUUUGAAACUGGUUCCAUCUCAAAAUCAGAAAAGAUUGUUAAAAACACAAACCUAUUCUCAGUAACUGUCUCUUUUGGCUCUGUUAACUCUUUGAUCUCAAUGCCUUGCACACUAUCCCAUGCCUCUAUCGACGCCAAAACAAGACAAGAAAGACACCUUCCUGAAGACUUGAUUAGAGUUUGUGUUGGUAUUGAGAACUUUAACGACCUAAUCAACGAUUUAAAACACUCCCUCCUAAAAGCUGGCUAUAGAAUCCCUUCACCGCUUGAUUAUGAUUCCUUAACCAUUCAAGCAAAGUUAUGA
This is a messenger RNA of Ascoidea rubescens DSM 1968, 1242 nucleotides long. RefSeq names its product cystathionine beta-lyase STR3 (gene STR3). Gene Ontology annotation, biological process: transsulfuration; 'de novo' L-methionine biosynthetic process. Lineage: Eukaryota; Fungi; Ascomycota; Saccharomycetes; Ascoideales; Ascoideaceae. The transcript has a single exon. Gene Ontology annotation, cellular component: cytoplasm. The coding region runs from base 1 to 1242 and encodes 413 amino acids. The record is from RefSeq and is a predicted model, not a curated record. Gene Ontology annotation, molecular function: pyridoxal phosphate binding.